Messenger RNA from Monopterus albus (swamp eel), 2245 nucleotides. RefSeq names its product zinc finger and SCAN domain-containing protein 32. NCBI's taxonomy places the organism in Eukaryota, Metazoa, Chordata, Actinopteri, Synbranchiformes, Synbranchidae. Gene Ontology annotation, molecular function: RNA polymerase II cis-regulatory region sequence-specific DNA binding; DNA-binding transcription factor activity, RNA polymerase II-specific. The record is from RefSeq and is a predicted model, not a curated record. The coding region runs from base 636 to 1829 and encodes 397 amino acids. Gene Ontology annotation, biological process: regulation of transcription by RNA polymerase II. The transcript is spliced from 2 exons. Gene Ontology annotation, cellular component: PcG protein complex; chromatin; transcription regulator complex.
AAGCUUUUAUGUGUUCUCAUGGAAAUAGAGCCUCAUCUAGUGGACACAAAGAGGCAGCAAAGCUACAAAUGUCACACAACAGCAAGAUAUUGCCAGGCAGUGGUGUUCUAUUUGUUUCCAUGUGUUGGCCAUUGGCAGUUUGCCGCAAAUUAUAUUCUGUGAUUACGUUUUGGGGAACAGCGAGAGAAAAAUCUCCGGAUUUCUUGUGUCAGUUGCUCUUUGGAAUUGCAGAUUUUGAAUUAAUAUGGAAAACUGUGCAGCAUUACAAGGAUCGCAUAAUUACGAGAUAAGAUCCUCCCAUUUCUUAUUUGGUAAGGGCAAUGCGCUUCCGUACGCUGGUGUUUAUCACGUAAGAGUUUCUUAAUCGUUUACAUCCUGCACACACACAAUGCCUGGUUUGUUUUUAUUCAGGUUUUCUUGUCGAGAAAUGUUGUCCUAACAUCAGCACCGUAGAUCUUCUGUCACGUGACUAUGACAGUUUCCUGUUACUCUUCCACUUCUAUGUUUUUACCCUCAGCUGCUAUAAUGUAAAAAGCAACGACAGAACUGUUAUUACCGUGUGUUUUGCCCUCACAUACAAAGUUAUCUAAACGUUUGCCACGUCGUUGCAGUCAGAGGUACCGAACCUGGGCAACAUGGCCAACUGUGUGGCUUUCCAGAGGAAAUUAACCUCGAUCAUGGAGAUGCUAGCUAAAACUGCCGUGUUAGAAAUCAGUAAACUGUGGGAGGACGGCUUUGCUCUUAUCCAGAUCGAGCUUCGCCGGAGAGAGAGUGAAGUUGAAGUGUUGAAAAGAAAGUUGAUGUUGAUGGAAAACGAGCGGCUAACAGUCCUGGCUCAUGCUCAGACUACAAAUCUGUCCUCAGUAUCUUCUUCCAAGAGAGAGCAGCAGAACAGGCUGCUGCCGCCUACUGGUAUUGGACCUAUUAUAGAUUCAGUCCAGACACUGUGUUCUGAUCUGAGUGCCAGGGAGGUGGUGGACACCUCAGCGAAUCACAUACCCCCACUACCACCACCACCACCUGUUCAAACAGAGGAGAAACAGUGUGAGCAGCUCAAGUCUAACCUCUGUGAAAGUGACAGAGAUGAUGAAGACUUAAUAGUCAAGCUAGAAGACGAGGACGACGUCCAGAUUGUGGAACAGAUGGUGGACUCUGAUCACAGUGUUGAUGGAGCAGGUCAGGAGGAGAUGGAGCUGAACCACCAGCCGGCUGAGGUUGUGGAAGAACAAGAGAGCCAGCAGUGGACGCCUGUUUUAAUCGGAGAUCGCGACACUGCUGAUGACUCAGACUGCUGUUUAGAACCAAAGCAGCUGUCACAAAAUCUGGACUCAGAAAUCCUGCUCAUUCAAAAUGCUUUGGAUAUUUUUGAUAAUUCAGCAGAGUCAGCUUACUCUGACAGGUUUAUGAGGGAUAUUGGACAAGGUGCAUCAAGUAAGUCAAGGGCUCCUGUGACUUUUAGCCAAGUUCAACCAAGUCAACCUACAGAAGCAAUAAAUCACCCAGAGAGAGGAGUGUCUGUCAGAUUCCUCUCAGAGACACAACAAACUAAAAACAUGUCAGCUUUCAACCCAGACAGCAGAUUCCUUCUCCUGAACGACCCAGAGUUGCAUAAAACGAUCGAGAGUCGCCGUAUCAGGGAGAAAUGGUUCAUCUGCCCCUUCUGUGGGAAAAGCUUUGAUCGUGUCAGCCAUCUGGAAAUUCACCAGCGAAUUCACACAGGAGAGAAACCGUACACAUGCGAGACAUGUGGCAAGUGUUUCUCUCAGAGGAGUAACCUUCGCACUCACCAGCGGACUCACAAAGAGGCUCUAUCCCAGAAUCCAGUUUGACUCAAUUGAUUUUGAAGACUGAGAAAGGCUGGAAACACCUCUGUUGCGUUUAUGUCCCAGCCUUUCCCACACAGUGAUUAGACCCACCAGUAUGAUUAGCAGUCCAUUUAAUUUCUUACAAAUAUUUCCAGACUUCAGCCAGUGUUGCUGAAGCAGCAAGAGAGGGUCAGGAAGAGAAGGAUGUAGGAGAGGAGGAGGAGGAUGGCAGUCAAGUGCAGUACAGAAACAAGUGGUCAGUUGGACAGCAAAACACAAAGAUGUAGCAGCAAAGUGGCCUCAUUUCUAUUCUUCCAUGCAGUGAUAAAAGUUUUACCGUAUUUAAGUAAAUAACAUGGAAGCAUGUGCACUCCAACCCCAUCCCACCCUCUCAUCAGCUACCUCCACAAGUAGAAUCUAUAGUGGAUUAAAGGUGAUUA